Molecule: messenger RNA, 2120 nt
Organism: Bradysia coprophila
Lineage: Eukaryota; Metazoa; Arthropoda; Insecta; Diptera; Sciaridae
Biological process (GO): DNA recombination; DNA integration
Molecular function (GO): DNA binding
Source: RefSeq, a predicted model, not a curated record
GCCGAGGUCGAGAAGACAUCGUGUGCGAGAAAAUACCGGCAUAUCUACCGUGUUAGGAACAACGUUUUUUGCAACAGAUGACGGAAAUCAACUCUUUCUAAGCGAAAUGAUUAAUUUAUUUGGAACAUUUUGUCGUUUUAUAAUAAUUUUCACUUGAACCACAACUCGACCAUAAUGUGAUAUAAUCAUUUUACACUAUUCCGAUCGCAGCAAUCCUUUAUUUUAUGCUGACGGCGUUGUAGCUGCGACAACGUCGUUUUAUUUCAGUGUAAAUCAAACGACGCGAGGUGUGAGUCAUGGCGGACAGCAACAGCGAAAAUAAUCAAAUAAUAAUUGAUGCAGAUAUUGCAUUCAGCGAUGAAUCGGAAUGCUCAGAUAUUGAGCGGUCGGCCGCAGAGGCUAUUGAAAAAACUUUGCCGAAAAAAUCCAAAUUGAAUUAUGAAAAGGUGUACAAAAAGUUUUGUGGUUGGUGUGAAGAAAAAAGAGUGAAAGUCAUUUCAGAAAACGUGAUGUUGUGUUUUUUCAACGAAAAAUCGAAGAUUAUGAAGUCUUCAACUGUUUGGAGCGAGUAUUCGAAGCUGAAAUGCAUGAUAUACAAGGAACGACGCGUCGAUAUCAGCAAAUUUCAUGGACUCAUUGCAUUUCUGAAACGAAACGGUGUCGGCCAUGUUGCGAAAAAAUCGAGCAUUUUGACGGGCGACGAUUUCAACAAGUUCAUCAUGGAGGCAGAUGACGAUAAAUUUUUAAUGAUGAAGGCGGCAUUAAUUAUCGGUAUCGGUGGAGGAUGUCGUCGGGCUGAAUUGGCAAAAAUGUCGGUGAAAGAUGUUGUUGAUCGCGGUGACUACUUGCAUGUUUACAUCGGGGACACAAAAAACUACGAUCCAAGAGAUUUCGCUAUCACAGAAGGCGGUUUGAGAUACAAUUUAUUGGGCAUCGUGCGAAAAUACAUGUUGUUACGAAAGUCACAUACGCCUCAUGAUCGAUUCUUUGUGUGUUACCGGAAUGGGCAGUGUACAACUCAGGCAGUUGGCAUCAAUACCGUUGGGGCGAUACCCAAACGAAUUGCUACGUUUUGCGGUUUGGAUGCACCAGCUUUGUACACAGGACAUUGUUUUCGACGGAGUUCAGCUACAUUGUUGGCUGAUGCUGGUGCGGAUCUUUAUGUCAUUAAACGACAGUUUGGUUGGCGAUCGGACAAAGUUGCAGCCGGAUAUGUGCAGUCAUCUGCAACAAGCAAACGCAAAAUUUCUGCACAAAUUUUCGGAGGUGUACCUUUUCAACGUUCUUCGUCGAGCAAUGCGAUGAGUGCUAUUCCAUCUACAAGCAACACCGCUAUUCCAUCUACAAGCAACACCGCUAUUCCAUCUACAAGCACCACCGCUAUUCCAUCUGCAAGCAACACCGUUUUUCCAUCUACAAGCACCACCGCUAUUCCAUCUGCAAGCAACACCGUUUUUCCAUCUACAAGUACCACUUCUCAUGACGUUGUCGCUAAUUUGGGUGAUUCAGCUCCCAAAGAAAUUAAUCUCAACAUCACCGGUUUAAGUGACGGUAUUUCUGCUGCGCUCAUCGAAAAUAUUGAUCGAGAGGAUGCACAUGGUGCUAGUUUCGCUUCAAAACAAAUUCGGAUGAUCGGAACUGCAUCCGAUUCCGAUACGACCGGCAAUACCAGCCGUACAAUGUCACAAUCAAUUACAAUAAUUGAGGGCGCAUCUGCUGGUGCAGAUUCUUCGGAUGCUCCUGAAACGCCUGUCCUUCCAAAUUUUACAAAAUCUGAAUUCAACAAUUGUACAUUCAAUUUUUAUCGUACGUUUCACGGCAAGCCUUUUUAAGGAUCAUUUACUUAACUUUCGCCUGUUAAUUUUGUAAUAUUCGAGAUAUUAUAAUGCAAUACUGGAAUUUCAUUAAAUGAAUGAAUAUUGAAACUGACUUGUCGACUACUCUUAUUGCCUUGUUCCAUUGAUCAAUGUUCACAAAAACAGUGCGAGAAAAAAAAUUUCUCGCACACCUGUCGGACGACAAACUCUUUUCUCGCACAUCUGUCGCAUUGUUAAAAAAAGUGGACUCUUAUGCUAUCGACUACUACGCUAGAAAGAGUUGAUUUCCGUCAUUUAGUUGCA